Abrus precatorius (Indian licorice) is the source of this 2772-nucleotide messenger RNA. Its product is annotated as inactive protein kinase SELMODRAFT_444075-like. The transcript is spliced from 8 exons. Bases 174 to 2375 code for a protein of 733 amino acids. Gene Ontology annotation, biological process: protein phosphorylation. The record is from RefSeq and is a predicted model, not a curated record. Gene Ontology annotation, molecular function: ATP binding; protein tyrosine kinase activity. NCBI's taxonomy places the organism in Eukaryota, Viridiplantae, Streptophyta, Magnoliopsida, Fabales, Fabaceae.
GGUUAGAAAAUGCCAGUUGGAGACAUGGAGGCUCCAAGUUAAGUCCGCAAAAUAAUGCAACGAUCAUGGUCACAGUCACACGCAACGCAAUGCAUACGUGAGAACGAGACAACAUACCCGAUCCAAACCUUCAUUCAUUCAUUCAUCUUCCACUCUUUGAAACUCAAGCACCAAUGCUAAGAGACGAAAGCGUAGGUUCUAGAAGUGCAAGGCACAGCGCGACCACCGUCUCCAACAAGGUUCUUGUUGCCGUUAAAGCGGAGAGAGUGAUCUCCAACACGGCAUUGGCAUGGGCCCUCACUCAUGUCGUUCACUCCAGCGACUCCAUCACGCUCCUCGCCGUUUAUUCUCCUCUCAAAACUGGCAGAAGGUUCUGGAACUUUUCGAGACUCGCCGGAGACUGUACGAAUGGACAUGCCGGAAAGUUGCCGGAGCGAAUUUCCUAUAUCUCCGAGUCUUGUGCUCAGAUGGUGCUUCAGUUGCACAAUCAAAUUGAGGUUCGGGUAAAGAUUAAGGUGGUCACGGGUACUCCCAGUGGUGCUGUGGCGGCUGAAGCUAGAUGGAGCAGUUCCCAUUGGGUCAUACUGGACAAGAAAUUAAAGCAAGAGGUAAAGCAUUGCAUGGAUGAACUCAACUGUAGCAUCGUGGUGAUGAAUGGGUCACAGGCAAAAAUCCUCAGGCUUAACUUAGGAUGCUCCGAUGACCUCCAAACUCCUUUUUUCUCAGCUGCUUCUUCGCCAGGUAUAGAAAUCGGAAAGCUAAAUGGCCGCAAAUUGAAGCAUUCCACCCCAGUAAGUAGCCCUGAAGAGACGGGUACUUCUGUCACAAGAAACAUCGGAGUAAAUUCAGUCUCAAGUUCUGACUCGACAACUUCCCCUUUCCUAGUCUAUGAACAAAACCCUCUGUACGAGGGUCAGGGUCCGGAGAAAAGAGCACACAAACCAAUCAACGAACCAAAAGAUUUAAACAUUCAGCCAUCUUUAUACUUCGAUUUGGAAAGGGAUGUCUCUCCCCCUUUAUGGACUCGCCCUCGCCCAACAUCAUCUGUGGCUAAUGAUAUCCAGACUGUAUUUUGGAUUCCUCAAAACCACAUUAUAGAUGAGAAGCUUCAAAAAACUGAAAACAACAGAAUUAUCCAAAGAACUAAAUCUCCAACUUCGAAAACCUUACUUGAUAACUUUAUACAUUGUGAUCAAGAGAUGAGGACAAAUGAGCAUGGAUUUAAGCAAGCCCAAAAUAGAAGUUAUGUUGCCAACUCGGGCAUCAGAGAUAAUUCCAUUCCUUUGGGCAGAACUUCCUCGAUACCUCCUCCCUUAUGCUCACAGUGUCAGAAUAAAGCACCAGUGUUUGGAAAGCCUCCUAGACGGUUUUCUUACAAAGAGCUAGAGAAAGCUACUGAUAUGUUCUCAGAUAUUAAUUUUUUGGCUGAAGGUGGAUUUGGUAUGGUCCACAAAGGAAUACUAAAAGAUGGCCAGGUUGUUGCGGUGAAACAGUUAAAGUUUGGUGGCUCACAAGCAGAUAUUGAUUUCAGCAGGGAAGUUCGGGUUUUGAGCUGUGCACAGCACAGAAAUGUUGUAUUGUUGAUAGGAUUUUGUAUAGAGAGCAAUUUGAGGAUUUUGGUCUACGAGUACAUAUGUAACGGAUCCUUGGACCUCUACUUAGAUGGAGACGAGAGUAUGCCUCAGGAUUGGAACUCACGCUUAAAGAUAGCGAUUGGAGCAGCACGAGGCUUGCGAUACCUUCAUGAAGAUUGUAGAGUUGGUUGCAUAGUCCACAGAGACCUUAGACCCAAAAAUAUCCUCUUAACCCAUGACUUUGAGCCUCUGGUGGCUGAUUUUGGGCUUGCUAGAUGGCACUCAGAAUGGCAUAUCAAUACUGAAGAUCGCGUUAUAGGAACUUCAGGGUAUCUCGCACCGGAGUAUCUUGACGCUGGAAAUCUUACAUAUAAAGUAGAUGUAUAUGCAUUUGGAAUUGUUUUAUUGGAGUUAAUUACCGGUCGAAGAAUUAGUGAGUUGGAACAGUUCAAUGGACACUCGUAUCUUUCCGAAUGGUUUCACCCUCUACGCAUGUUAGAGCCCGAUCAUAUCUUACAAAACGUUCGAUCUCUCAACCCAUGCUUGAAUUCUGAGGCGUCCCUAGAAUUUAAUCUUCAAUUGCAAGCCAUGGCACGAGCUGCUUCAUUGUGUCUACGUGUGGAUCCUGAUGCCAGACCCCCAAUGUCAAAGAUCCUCAGAGUGUUGGAAGGAGGCGAUCCAGUUCGUCCUUUGGGUUUAGACGUCAAUUCAGUUGGUAACGCAAGUGGCCACUUAAGUGGUCUGACUUCGCACACUCCACCUGAAGGUACAAUAAGACAUUCUCGUAGACUAUCACAUUGAUAAUUUCUUCGGCUCUUUUUGGACUAGAGGAUCUGUGUUGUGGCCAAUAUAGUUCUGUUUGUGAGCUACAUAGGAACAAUUAUCAUUUGAAGCGUGGAUCCCUCUCGUACACGCAUAAACCCUCACGCAAGCACAGCUCUUGGUAAUCUGUAAAAUGUCAUUAUCUUACCCUUCUCAUUUAAAAUAGAUUUGUAAUUUGGCCGGAGUUUAUGGAGCCCUGUAGUUCCUGACUCGCCAGUUUCUAGGGAGCAAAAAGAAGUUCAUUUGACAGAGGAUGUUUCUCUUUGGUAUAUUUUCUUUUGGAUGCCAAGGGAAAUCCUCAAUCAAAUUAGUUGUACUCCGUCAGCCCCUCGAUAAGCGUCAGUUACAAAAUGCUGGGCUAGUAGGACUGAAACAA